GGGCAAGCUCGGGGAAGCCGGGCUGGCGGCGACGGCCGGACCGGCGCGCACUCUCGGGAUGGAGGGCGAGUGCCGGGCGUCUCAGGCGCGCUCCUGGGGCCUCCCGGCUGGGGGCGCCGGCGGGGAGAGCCCGGGGGGUGACGCCCCCCUCCCCGGCAGCAUCAGCUCCUCCGCCCUGCUGCAGGCCGAGGUGCUGGAUCUGGACGAGGACGAGGACGACCUGGAGGUGUUCUGUAAGGAUGCCUCAUUGAUGGACAUGAAUUCCUUCAGCCCUCUGAUGCCGACAUCCCCUUUAUCAAUGAUAAACCAAGUCAAGUUUGAAGAUGAGCCAGAUUUGAAAGAUCUUUUUAUUACAGUUGAUGAACCUGAAAGCCAUGUUACUACAAUUGAAACUUUUAUUACUUAUAGGAUUAUUACUAAGACAUCUCGUGGGGAAUUUGACUCCAGUGAAUUUGAAGUUAGGAGACGUUAUCAAGAUUUCCUUUGGUUGAAAGAAAAACUUGAAGAAGCGCACCCAACUCUGGUUAUUCCACCAUUGCCGGAAAAGUUCAUAGUGAAAGGAAUGGUGGAGCGCUUUAAUGAUGACUUCAUUGAGACACGAAGGAAGGCGCUGCACAGGUUUCUGAACCGAGUCGCUGACCAUCCAACUCUAACAUUUAAUGAAGACUUUAAAAUUUUUCUUACUGCACAAGCUUGGGAAUUUUCUUCUCACAAGAAGCAAGGGCCUGGAUUACUCAGCAGGAUGGGACAGUCAGUCAGAGCGGUUGCAUUGUCAAUGAGAGGAGUUAAAAGUCGCCCCAAGGAGUUCAUGGAAAUGAAUAACUUCAUUGAAAUAUUUAGCCAGAAAAUAAAUUUGAUAGAUAAAAUAUCUCAGAGAAUCUACAAGGAAGAACGGGAAUAUUUAGAUGAAAUGAAAGAAUAUGGUCCAAUUCAUAUUCUGUGGUCGGCAUCGGAAGACGAUCUGGCUGAUACUCUAAAAAGUGUUGCCAGCUGCAUUGACAAAUGCUGUAAGGCCAGUGAAAAACGGAUGUCUGGAUUCUCAGAGGCCCUGCUACCUGUAGUACAUGAGUAUGUGCUUUAUAGUGAAAUGUUAAUGGCUGUCAUGAAAAGAAGAGACCAAAUACAGGCAGAACUGGAUUCCAAAGUUGAAGCUUUGACGUCCAAAAAGGCAGAUACUGAUCUGCUUACAGAAGAGAUUGGAAAACUGGAAGAUAAAGUGGAGUGCGCUAACAAUGCCCUGAAAGCAGAUUGGGAAAGAUGGAAACAAAACAUGCAAAAUGAUAUCAAGUCAGCGUUUACAAAUAUGGCUGAGGAAAACAUCCUCUAUUAUGAACAGCAAGAUGUUUCCUUCACUGAGCUUUGAAUGGGUCUUAUGAAGAAUAUUUUCAAGUGGUGCCUGCAUUUUGACUUUACAAGGCCAUCAUUACUGACUUUACAAGAGCUUCUGUGGAUAUAUGUUGCCCUAUCACCAACUUUGCUGGCGAUUUAAAUUCAGCACUAAAUUGGCUCCAAGAAUGUUAACCAACGAAUUUGGAUAGCACAGUUUCUGACAUCUUAUCUAGGGGAAAUCUCAGCUGUUCCCUUGCAGAAAUAAGUUUGGAGCAGGGCUGCAAUGCAACCUGAAUUACAGGGCAGAUGAACCAGCUACAAAUGGACAUUCUACCACCACAUGUUCCGUUCCAGAGAAGGAUGCAAUCAGUUCAAGCUGUUUUUGACUGAUGGUUCAGAUCAUGGUCUUGUAAACAGGUCUGAAAAUAGCUGCUUUUUAAAGACUGAAAAUUCCUGUAAUUAGGGUAUGCCUUAAAAAUUAACCCUAAAAAAAAAAUAAAGA
Messenger RNA from Capra hircus (goat), 1831 nucleotides. It is a transcript of the gene SNX7, whose product is annotated as sorting nexin 7. The coding region runs from base 59 to 1363 and encodes 434 amino acids. Gene Ontology annotation, molecular function: phosphatidylinositol binding. The record is from RefSeq and is a predicted model, not a curated record. The transcript has 9 exons. NCBI's taxonomy places the organism in Eukaryota, Metazoa, Chordata, Mammalia, Artiodactyla, Bovidae.